This is a messenger RNA of Drosophila busckii, 1354 nucleotides long. RefSeq names its product probable serine/threonine-protein kinase dyrk2. The annotation marks the transcript as partial. The transcript is spliced from 5 exons. NCBI's taxonomy places the organism in Eukaryota, Metazoa, Arthropoda, Insecta, Diptera, Drosophilidae. The record is from RefSeq and is a predicted model, not a curated record.
GCGUAGAUCGAAAAAGCUCACAAUGGAUACAGUCUAUGGCACCAAGAAAUACUUUCAGAGCUUGUCGGGCGUUAGUGAUAUAUAUCGUACGCAGACAUGUCGCCAGAUGAACACCUCGGAGUAUAAUUAUCAGAAUACCUUGGGUCGGCGUUCCCAAUUAGGUGCCUACUAUCAUAUGAACAAGCAGCCAUCGUAUACGAAUGACCACAGCAUCAAUAGUCAAUAUGGCUAUAACACCUGGGGCAUCUGGCGCGAUGGACGCAACAUCGCACCAUCAACAUUCUCAACCAAAACCCAUACGCACUAUCCAAAGAACCGAUCGUUCUCGAUUAUACUCACCACAGCUGCGUUUAUAGUGCUGCUCGCUGUCAUCUCCAUAGCUGGGCUAGCAUUCUACUUUAGCUCAAUCAAGGCCACGCUUGAAGAUCCUGUGCUUGGCUUCGAGGGUUCCUUUCGCAUUGCCAAGGGUGAUCUUUACUCCACCGGCCUAAAGUACAACCACACCACCACUUAUAAGCAGAAAAUAGAUUUUUACAAGCGUUUCGUGGAGCGCGCACUCAGCGACAAUGGGCUGCAACCUUUGCGCACAGAUGUUUGGGGCUUUGGUGACGGACCGCUGAUCAAAGUAUCCUUUCGUGUAUUUCUGGAUGUGCGCAAAUUGCCGCAAAACAUACUGAGCGUGGAGGAGUACAUUAAGGAGUCGCUAUUCUUGGAAACAUCCGCUACAAAAUCGCUGUAUCGCUCGCUACGCUUAGACACGGAAUCUGUGGAGAUUAAACGCAUUUUGGAUGAACAAGUUGUGCGCUCAGCUGGCAUACUAAAGGAAGCUCAAACGGUGCCCACCAGCCAGACGCAGCUGGAGAAGCGCCUCAUGAAAAAGGGCGGCUCAGCAGGCAACUUGCAGUCAAAGGCUGCUGGUUUUACAACAGCAAAGCCGCGUAGUCCCAGCGCACGGCCGCAUACUCCGGAUGAUGAGCCUGAUAUUGAUGUUGAAAAUGCGCCCGUUAUACAGGGAUCUUUUGAGGGUUCAUUUGAAAUAACUAAAACGGAUGCGGAUAUUGCACACAAGAAAACAUCGCCGACACGCUCCUAUCAAAGCAGCAGUCUGCCGCCCAAAACUAUUGCGGUUACGCCUUAUUCCUUGCGCGUUAAGCCCAAGAAACCCACAAUUGAGAAGCUGACCACGGUAACGCCGCCGCCACAAACACAGGCAACAAAAGGCAGCAACAGCACCAAGAAGCCAGCAAGUACCACUCCCAAGCCCAAAGCAAAGCCCUCAACAACAACUACAACAACGACCAGCACAACAACAACAACAACCACAACUACUCCCAGACCCACAACAACUACUACA